AUGCGCGCCUUGCAGUUCGUCUUGCUCGCUAUCGCGACUACCUUCGUGGGCGUCGCCCAAACCAAGCCCGUCCCUGUGGGCCAGGUUGAGAACGAUUUGAAGCCCAAGCCCACCACCACGAAGCCGCAUGUUCCGCCGACUUUGCCUCCGCAUUACCCUACUACUAAGCCGCCCCCCAAGCCCACUACUAAGCCACCCCCCAAGCCCACUACUAAGCCGCCCCCCAAACCCACUACCAAACCUCCUCACCCAACCACGAAGCCUCCCACCACUAAGCCACCUCCUCACCCGACCACGAAGCCUACCACGAAGCCUCCUCCUCCGACCACGAAGCCGCCUACUACUAAGCCACCUCCGCAUCCGACUACCAAGCCAACUACCAAACCUCCGCCCCCGACGAAGCCCCCGACUACGAAGCCGCCCCCGCACCCUACUACCAAACCUACUACGAAGCCUCCGCAUGAGACUAAACCUCCCACCACUAAGCCGCCUCCGCACACAACUACUAAACCUACCACUAAACCUCCUCCUCCUCCGACUACCAAGCCUCCUACCACGAAGCCGCCCCCGCAUCCGACCACCAAGCCGACCACCAAACCCCCACCUCCGACCACCAAGCCCCCGACUACCAAGCCGCCUCCUCACCCGACUACCAAGCCCACCACGAAGCCGCCUCCGCCCACAACCAAGCCUCCGACUACGAAGCCACCCCCGCACCCAACGACGAAACCCACUACGAAGCCUCCUCCGCCGACCACAAAGCCUCCUACCACCAAGCCUCCUCCGCACCCCACCACCAAGCCUCCUACCACCAAGCCACCCCCGCACACUACCACCAAGCCGACCACCAAACCACCACCGCCCCCGACGACCAAGCCCACGACCAAACCACCUCCUCCGACCACGAAGCCUACCACGAAGCCGACCCAUCCGCCGACCAAGCCUCCGCCGCCGCCUCCUCCCCACACUCCGAAGCCCACCACCCCUCCGUACCCACCCAUCCCAACGGUGACGCGCACUACGGCGAAGUAG
This is a messenger RNA of Cyclocybe aegerita, 1032 nucleotides long. The record is from the annotation of a GenBank genome assembly. Lineage: Eukaryota; Fungi; Basidiomycota; Agaricomycetes; Agaricales; Hemipholiotaceae.